Messenger RNA from Dioszegia hungarica, 981 nucleotides. Its product is annotated as putative tRNA 2'-phosphotransferase. The coding region runs from base 1 to 981 and encodes 326 amino acids. The transcript has 3 exons. The record is from RefSeq and is a predicted model, not a curated record. Gene Ontology annotation, biological process: tRNA splicing, via endonucleolytic cleavage and ligation. NCBI's taxonomy places the organism in Eukaryota, Fungi, Basidiomycota, Tremellomycetes, Tremellales, Bulleribasidiaceae. Gene Ontology annotation, molecular function: tRNA 2'-phosphotransferase activity.
AUGCCUAGACCGCCAGAGACACCGGAUGUGAGGGCAUCGAAAGGUCUCGCGUAUAUCCUGCGGCACGGUGCCGAAAAAGAGGGGCUUCAUAUCCGCUCAGACGGGUUUAUACGGCUUGACGAUGUGCUCGCACGCCCGAAGAUGAGAGACGUUGAUAAGGAUAUGGUGCUCCGACUCGUGGAGGAGAAUGCCAAGAAGCGGUUCGAGCUGGUCUUCGGGUAUGACCCCUCACCCCCGCCACCAAAGAAGGGCAAGGGGCAGAAUAAGGGGAAGGGGAAGGGUCAAGGGCAAGGUCAAGGCGGGAAGAAAGUCGAGGAGGUGGCUUCGGGCGUUGACGCGGUCGAGGUCGGAGAGAAAGGUGCCUCGGCGCCUGGCGAACCCGUCACAGCGCCCGAACCUCCCGUCGAGUCGGCUACGGCCUCCGUCGACGCCCUUCCCGUCUUACUGUCGCCGGCACAAAUCACGUCGACAGAGCUUCCUCUGGUCAUUCUACCGGACCCGGCGGUCGAAGAAGUAUCGGACCCGGACCCUCGAGGCGGCUACUACAUCCGCGCGAGCCAGGGGCACUCGAUCGCUCUGGAGGGCGUGGCGCAUCUGGAGGCGGUAUUGGACGAUGAAGAAGGCCGAAAGAGGGCGGGGUUGAUAGUCCAUGGGACUCGAUGGGAUCUAUGGGAGACUCUGAAACAGCAAGGCCUGUCUCGCAUGGCUCGUCAACAUAUCCAUUUUGCCCCGGCCCUCUCUCUAUCGGAGCAUCAUAUCAUCCCUCGCCCCAACUCCACGCUGCUUAUAUAUCUGGACCUGCCCAGGGCGCUCGCGGCGGGUAUACCGGUUUAUACGUCGGCGAAUGGGGUGGUUUUGACGCCGGGGAAUGAGGCGGGGUCGGUGGGUAAAGAGUUUUGGAGGUUGGCGGAAAAGGUCGAGGGGGGACUGCAGGGGGCAAGGACGGUGGUGUGGAGGGAUGGGAAGGAGGUGAAGGCGUGA